Corylus avellana is the source of this 1370-nucleotide messenger RNA. Its product is annotated as protein MID1-COMPLEMENTING ACTIVITY 1-like. Gene Ontology annotation, biological process: cell surface receptor signaling pathway. NCBI's taxonomy places the organism in Eukaryota, Viridiplantae, Streptophyta, Magnoliopsida, Fagales, Betulaceae. The record is from RefSeq and is a predicted model, not a curated record.
GGAGCCAUCGCUUCGAGUGAACCAGCAUGGCGAGUUAUGCAGAGGCAUCAUCAGGGGUGGACGCGUUAACCCUGGCCAACAUGAUCAUAUCAUCGGCCGGAAACGCCAUGACACACCGCAAGAACUGCGAGCAACUAGCGGAGCACGUGAGGCUGGUAGGGAACCUGUUGGAGCAGAUGAGAUCGACGGACCUGAUGAACUUGCCGGACACGAAGGAGCCGUUGGAUGGCUUAGAGGAGGCACUGAGGAAAGCGCUUGAGCUGGUGGAGAGCUGCAGAGAGAAGAGCUGUCUUUACAUGCUUGCCAAGGGGUGGAAUGCGGUGUAUCAGUUCCGCCAAGUCCAGACUGAGAUCGAUCGUCAUAUUCGUCUCGUGCCGUUGAUUUCAUUGGUCCACGAGUUCCAGAUGCAGAAUAUAAAGGAAGGAUUGCAGGCAAUUGAAGAGGAUGAAAGGGAAUACACCCUUGAAGAAGAGGAUAUUGAGGCCCAAGAUGUUAUACUCAAACCUGAUCGGACAAAGCAAGAUUCGGAGAUCCUGGAAAAGUCGCUCUAUCGUGUGUAUCCGGACCUGCAAUUCCAUGAAGCCCUCAAAGAAGAGAAAGACAAAUUAGACAUCGAAUUGUUGCGGGCACAAACAAAUAACGACCUGGAUCAAUGCCGGUUGAUUGAACAUCUUAUUGAUGUGACAAAAAAUGUUGUCAAUGCGGUUCCUGGUAAGAAGAUUAGGAAACUUCUUGGCAAUGAACCGACUUAUGUGAUAUCAAGGUACAUCUCCAAUGCAAAAGCCAGCUGUGAGGAAUACCCUGGGUUGCCACAGUAUCAAAAUCAAUCACAAUGGCAGGCUGACCUUUUCGAUUGUUGCAAAGAUCCUUGUUUGAGCUUAAAGACCUGCGUAUACCCCUGUGGAACAUUUUCACGAAUGGCUAACUUGUUGUCAAAAGGACAAAUAUCUCAUGAAAGUGCAACCAAUGAUCUAGUUGCAUACUCCCUCUGCUGUGGUUGUUGCUGCUACACUGGCUGUGUGAGAAAGAAACUACGGGAACAUUAUAACAUUGUGGGAAGUUCAAUAGAUGAUUUCUUAACUCAUCUCAUGUGUUGUUGCUGCGCCCUGGUUCAAGAGUGGCGUGAGCUCGAAAUUAGGGGCUUUGAAGGUUGCCAAGGAAGAAAGAUGAUUCCUCCACCAUAUCAAUUCAUGAAGCCUUGAUGAAUCCCAUGUAAAUUCUACAUGUGUACAAGUUGCAGGAACGCAAAUACGGCUACACGCAUAAAGAAUGUAAGAUCUGUAAAGGAUCUAGGAAAAGGUAGUUUAAACGUCCUGCGUUGACUCAUCUGCGCUAUAUGAAAAUGGCAAGGCAAAAUAUAAAUGUGAUUG